This is a messenger RNA of Aphidius gifuensis, 1761 nucleotides long. Its product is annotated as DENN domain-containing protein 10-like. The transcript has 4 exons. Gene Ontology annotation, biological process: regulation of early endosome to late endosome transport; protein transport. Gene Ontology annotation, molecular function: small GTPase binding; guanyl-nucleotide exchange factor activity. The record is from RefSeq and is a predicted model, not a curated record. Gene Ontology annotation, cellular component: late endosome. Lineage: Eukaryota; Metazoa; Arthropoda; Insecta; Hymenoptera; Braconidae. The coding region runs from base 259 to 1317 and encodes 352 amino acids.
AAUAAAAAAAAAUAAAUAAUAAUAAACAUAAAGUUGAUAUUUUUUUUAAUUAGCAAAGUUUUUUAAUAUGGUUAAAUUAAAAUUUAUAACUUUUUUAAUAAUAUAAAACUGAUUUGUUUGUAAAUUGAAAAAAAAAAAAUAAAUAAAAAACAAAACAAAAGGGAAUGGUGAAAAUAAAAAAUUGUUUACUUUUGAUAUUUUUUUUUUGUUUUGCAAGUAGAAAACAAUAACAAAAAAAGAUUUAUUAUUGUUGUUUUGAUGGCUCCGUUAAAAGAUUUAAUAUCCUGCAGUAUAAUUGAAAAAGACUGUAAUGGUGAUGUAUUAUGGACCUGGACAUUUCCAUCAGUAUCAGAAUUACAAAAAUCAAUUGUCACAAGAAAAUGUAAUUUUCAAACGACAAAUACUGGAACACAAUCAUUUCUUUGUGCAAGACACAUGGACAAUUGGUUUUACAUAAAUUCAAAUGAAGUUUUUGAAUCAGAUAAAUUACCCAGGGUUAAACAAUUUGCCUUGAUAUUAUUUACUCGAGAUUUUAAUCCUCAAAAAUAUGAAGUAUUUACUCGUGUUAUGAGUAAAAUGUAUUGUAAAACUGGUGAUCCAAGUGAAAUACUUAAACUUUAUUUAUCAGUUUAUACAAAUGGUACAUGUACAACACAAGAAAAUGGCACAUUUUUAUCUGAUGAUUUUAAUGGACAACGUCUUGUUGCUGACAGUAAUAUACGUGGUCUCAUAAAAGCAUUUGAACUUGAAACAAUUUUAAUAUAUACUGCAUUAUUAUUAAAAAAACGUAUUAUUGUUUAUCAUCAUAGCUUGGAAGAAUUAUUAAAAUGGAUAAAAACAUUUCCAGCAUUGAUGAAACACAGAAAAGUUACAGAUAAUCUUUUUCCUUGGAUUGAUCUUGUUAAAGAAGAAUUAGCUGAAUUAAAAGUAUAUUCAUAUUAUGUAGCUGGUUGUAGUGAUAGUUCAGUAUCAUCAAGACCAGAAUUAUAUGAUCUUCUUGUUAAUAUACCAGCUCGUGAAGUUACAGUUGCUCCACAUGCCAAGGAAAGUUUAACAAUGACUAAAACUCAUAAAGAAAUUGCACUAUUUAUGGUACAAUUAUGUGAAAAUAUAUCAUACAAUGAAACACAAAUAAUCAAUGAAAUUGGUGAUAAGACACAAGAUUUAUUAAAUCAACUUAAAAGUCUUGCUAAUGUUGAAGAUUGUGAUGGACGUAAAUUAAUUAAUCUUAGAAUAUUAAAAGAUAAAAAUUUAUCACAGGCUGUUGAAAAUUUUCUUAUAAAUCUUGCUGUUGCUGAAAAUCUUUUUGUCCUGUAAAUAAAAAUAUUAUUAAUAUAUUAUUAUAAUUACUAAGAGUAUUUAUUUUAAGAUUAUUUUAAAUUUUACUCUUUUUCUUUGGACUGCAUGAAGUUUUAAAUGACAUCAAAAGAAUUUACUUAUUUUUUUUUUUCAAUCUUUGAGUGAUGCUGGUACUGAAAUAGCUUUAUAUUUUCUUUUCUUUUUGUCGAUGAAAUUUUGCAUUUGGGUGGCUUUUUUUUUUUUGCAAUUCUUGUUAUUUUGUUGUUGAUAAAAUUUAUAAAAAACACAAUUAAAUCAAUGAGGUGACAGAUUUAUUAUUAUCAUUAAACAACAUUGUUAAAAAAAUUUUUUUUUUUUUCUAAUCAACUUACAGAAACAUGAUUCUUUUUUUUCGAUUUAUAAAAUAUAUUUACAACUAACAAUGGACACAAAUUUUUCAGUCUAAUAAAUAAUAAUUGAAUC